AUGGACCGAGUGCAUAGUAAGUGUGCACACUUUAAGCACACGGGAAUAGCAGAUGCAGUGGAGAUAGGAAGAGGCGGGUGGAUGUGCAUUCUGCUUGUCUUGCUGGUCGCAAACUACAAAGCCUGGCAGAGCGAGUACACUCGCACUGUCUUCUGGAUGAUCUUCAGAGAUAUCACGGAUUCUGUGGGCCAUUUUUCUGUUCUAUCGCUUGUCUCUGUGAAUGUCCUCAGAUGGAUCCUUAUCAGCUGCAUUUCCAGCCAGAUAAAUUCUACAAUUAUCUACAGCACAAUUUGCGCAGGCAUUGCGCUAGAGGGCGUUAUAUACCUGUACGGCCCCACGGGGUUUAUGGGCGUGGUGUUUAGAUACCUCAGUCUGUCGCAGCUCAUGAAGGGCAUAUCGUAUCUGCUGACAAAGAGAGAAAUAGCAAAUAUUGGGGUGGAUGACCAGAAGAUAAACAAGCCAAAGAAAAAAGCAUCUCUCUUGAGGUUUAUCGCAUAUCCCACGCUGUGCUAUCAGCAGGAGUACCCCGUAUCUGAGUCCAUUUCUGUUUUUAUGCUGGUUAUAUACUCUCUUAUGCUUUUUCCAUUUUCUCUGCUCGCUUACAUAUGUCUGCAGAUCAUGUGCUGCAGUGCGGCAAGCAAAUUUUGGAGCAAUGUGUCUUUUUCGUCGUACGUAGAUGUGUUUAUCUGGAGCAAUGCAGGAUGGUUUUCUGGGUUUAUUUUCGUGUUUGUGGCAGUGUAUGGGCUGCAAAGCGAAGUAACGAAGUUUGGAGACAGAGUGUUCUUUGAGGCGUGGUGGAAUGCAACUAUUUCUGAGUACUGGAGAAAGUGGAACUGCCAGGUGUACAGAUGGAUAAAGAGACACGUGCAUCGGGACCUGAUCAAAAGAAACAUCACAUCGAGAAGCAGCAAAAUAAUAAUAUUCAUGGUGAGCGGGGCAGUGCACGAGUACAUCAUAGGAGACGUAUUGACUCUUAGAGGCAUUGGAUUCCUUACGAUGGUGAUGCAAAUACCGCUCGAGUCUUUCAUUAAGCUGUGCAAUAGGCUAGUUAAGCUUGACCAGCACAUAGCAGCCACCGUUGUAUUCAAUGUAAUUGGUGCGCCCUUGCUUGUUCUUCUAUCUGUUAUGUACAAAAACACAGUGUCUACUGAAUAA
Molecule: messenger RNA, 1155 nt
Organism: Nematocida minor
Lineage: Eukaryota; Fungi; Microsporidia
Product: diacylglycerol O-acyltransferase 1
Exons: 1
Coding region: 1-1155 (384 amino acids)
Biological process (GO): triglyceride biosynthetic process
Cellular component (GO): endoplasmic reticulum membrane
Molecular function (GO): diacylglycerol O-acyltransferase activity
Source: RefSeq, a predicted model, not a curated record